AAUUGAAGUACUUGAUACACUUCUAAGUGCAAUGACUCGAAAGCGCAAUCUCGUUUUCGUUUCAUCGAUGGGGAAUGUGAUAUUAGGCGAAUGUAAUAUUUUAUUUCAAGUGCCACUACAUCGAGUACACAAUAACUACCUUGUUUAUCACUAAUUAAUGGCUCACAAUAAUAUAUUUCUAAAGAAUGACGAAACUAUUCUUCAUAGCCAAGAGUUUAAGUUAAAAUUUAGCAAUAGUGUUGGAGUGGAUUGGAAAACUCUUGGGCGAAAGUUAAAUAUUAAAGAUAACUAUUUAGACAUGAUUGAUCAAGAUAAUGUUAAAACUUGUGUAAAAGCAUAUGAAAUGUUAACUAAAUGGAUUCAAAUGAAUGCGGCUCCAUCACUUGAUAAAUUAAAAACUGCUUUAAGGAACAUGGAGAGAAAGGAUUUAAUAAUAAAAUUAGACGAGUUUGCAAACAUAUCUAUUCCAGAAAGCAUAAGCACUAUUGAAAAUCGAAUAAAACAAGGUUGUGUAUUCAAGUUUGUCCUACCUAAAGAUGAAAUUUGUAGAGGAGUUGAAUUCCAGUUAUACAAUGAUGCUAAAAAUUGGGCAACUAUUAUUAAUAAAAAGCAUUCAUUUGAAUACUACUUAACAAAAAAAAAGAAUGAUACGUUGUUUGUAAAAGUGGAAAAUUUAAUGUUUGAAAAUGAAAAAAUUAAUUUUAAGUUUUCAUUUCAAGAUUCAAAAAAUAAAACUUUUCAGCAUUAUUGUUCUGCCAUCAUUACAGGUAAUUGCAACUAUGAGUUAAUAUAUAAUGGCUUGUUCAUCGCAACACCUGAACCAAUUUUCAACAAUAAGUUCAGAAAAAGAAUUAGAAAAAUAAAUUCUUUAGAUUGGAGAGAGACUAACAACAUCCAUUUAGCUAAAGCACCUCAUGAAUCAAUAGAGUUGUUUGCAUUAGAUUAUUUUGAUAGAAAUUUUUAUGAUUAUAAUGAGGUUAUUUAUGUCUCUCCUUUGAUUGCUGAUAAUGAAAAUUUAUUUUUUGUGGUUUCCAAGUUUAAUGAUUUACUUACUGUGAAUAAAACAGGGAUACGUGCUGUAUUACCUGGCUACCGUUUACGUUAUCAUGCAACUCUUUUAAAGUUUGAUGUUAAAAAAUUUACUAAUUAUAAAGAUGAAAAUAGAAUAAUAAUAUUUUGCUCUAAACUCAACCUUGUUAUCAUUGCUCGUGUUGCGACAUCAAUGGAUUGCAUCAAGCUUGAAUCUGAGUGCUGUUUAAAUGAUGUCAUAUUAUUUGUUAACAUUAACAAUCCUCUUAUUGACACUAAUAAACUUGUUAUUUUAGGAAUUGUAAUUUUACCUUUUCAUGAUCGUAAAUAUUUAAAAGAAGAAUUAUUUUUUCACUUCUCUGAGAAUUUUGAUUUAGAUCAAAUUUUGUUUUUAUGUAAAGAUGAAAUUGCAGAUGACAGUUUUGAAAGUUGGUGGAGAUCAGUUGUGUCAUACUGCAUUAAAAAAGUAAAUAGUAAAAAAAAUAGUAAUGAAAUACUAUUUAAGAAACUCAUUAGCUUAACUAUGAUGUCAAUGGCUAAAGUUGACCAUUGUUUUCCCACAUUAGAAUCAGAUCCUCAAAAACAAAUACAAUCAUUAAUUCUUAAUGUUGAACAAAGGAAUGCAAUUAACGAUAAAGCAUUGAAAAAAAUUAUUACUGGAGGAUAUGGUUCAGGAAAAUCUAUAGUAGGAAGAGAGAUUGUUAAAAAUUAUGUAAAACAUAAAUCAGAAAAACCUCUUACUUUGUAUUAUAUUUGUUGCAACCAUUUCUCUUUGUAUGAAUGCCAUAUGAAAAAAUUUGUUGACAAUAUAGAAAAAGCCUCUAAUGUUACAGUUAUUUGUGAUAAUUUGUAUGAGUUAUGGAAAAGUAUGUGUCGGGAUAAUAAUAUGUUAAAAAAGGAUAUUUCUCUUCCAAUAUUACUAGAAUAUUUGGCUAACACCAACAGUAAUAAAGUAUGUUUUGUACUUGAAGAACUUUCUGAGGAGUUUGUUAGAGAAGAUGACGCAAUUCAAAUAAAACAUUUAUUUACAUCUGUUUUAAAAGAAUCUUUAGUUGUUUUUAUACCUGAAAGUAUUACAAAGAAUAGAAAACUGGUAACAAGUAAACAAAAGCGUACACUGCAAAGAAAUUUCUUUCAAGAAGAUAUAAUAGGAAUGAAGGUUAUAUCUCUUAAUAAAUCAAUGAGAGUUACCAGAUGCAAUAAAUUAUUAAUUGAUGUUGCUCAAAAAGCUAUUUCUGAAACAAAAAGUGUUUUAGACAUUCAAAACACAAAUUUUAGAUUUUUACAAAAAAUUGAAAAAAACAAGUUGUUUGGCAAUGAAGAUUUGCAGAUUGAAAAAGUAGAAGAUUUCCAAAGUUUAUCAUUGACAUUGAAUUCUAAUAUUGAUUCUAAAAAUGAAACUAAAAACAAAACAAGUAGAUCCAUGGAAAACAAUGAAAAAGAUAGUAAAAAAACUAAUGAUACAUUACCUUAUAAUUUAAAUUAUGUAGAUACAGUAAAAACAACUUGUUUGUCAAUAGUUAAUUUAGAAAAAGAUACUAAAAAUGAAACUAAAUACGAUACAAGUAAAUCCACAUUAAAAACUUCUGAUAUGGUUUUAAAAAAGGUUUUAAAAAAUCAAACUAAUUACACUUUAGAUAAUAAUUUAAAUGGCACAAUCAAGGUAAAAGAUAAUUAUAAUGCAUCUCUCGACAUAAAAAAAGAUGAUAACUAUGCUUCAAAUAUUGCUUAUGAUAAAAAUAUUGAUAAAUUAACAGACUCAGAUUUAUAUCAGAGAAUAGAAAACAAAUUUACAAUUGUUAAUGAUUUUCAUGAUAAUGAUUUAGAUUAUAUGGCAAAAUUAAUUGCAAAAAAUACUAAUAAUGUUGAUCAAAAUAGUUAUAUGGAGACGGAAUAUGUUUUCAGGUCUGGGUUCAUAGGACACUCUGUUGAAGGAGAAAAACCUAAGGUUGUAUAUUUACCUUUUCAUGAUAUAGCAAAUAAACAGUCUGUAAAGUUAUUGUCCAUUGUGUUAGAAAACCUUUGUUUUGAUGUAUUAAGAAAAACAGUGGUUAUAUGCAGCAACAUGGAAGAAGUGCAAUCUGUUGCAUAUGCAAUAGAUAUAAUUGGGAACUUUAAAGCAAUAACCUAUUCACCACAUUUGCAAAAAUACUCACCAACAUUAGAAACAAAAAUUGAAAUAAAUAAAAAAUUAAGAAGUGACAUGGAUAUUCUUAUAACUGACUCCAAAGGAUUUUCAGGAGCAGAAUCUGAAUUUGUAAUUGUGUUUGUUAGCCCAGAAGAGAUUUAUUAUCGACAUGUUCUUGUAGAUGCAAUAUCAAGAUCAAAUUCACAUUUAAUGGUUUUUGUUAAAAGUUACAGUGAAGACAAAGAACCUUUAAAUAUAGAUAAAACUAUUGGCAAUGUUUUAAAUAAUUUGUCAGAAGAUGUUGUGGAAAAAAUUAAAGUUGUAACAUCAAAUAAUAAAAAUCAAAAAUCAUUAGAUGGUUUUUUCAUAAUAGAUGAAGAUUGCAAGGAGUUUAUUGAUCGUGGAGUUGAUAAUGACUUUGACAAAUAUAAAGAGAAUUUACAGUUUAAAAUUUUUCAUGAAAAUAACAUUAUAUAUGAAACUAUGGCUUAUGAUCUGUCUAAGCAAACAAGGAAAGAAUUUAUAAAUAAUGCAUCUGUUCUGCUAAAAGAAUUUUAUAUCCAAACAUAUAAUGAAAUUAAUGAAUUUCAACCACCACUAUAUACAACUGAAAAUGUUGAUUCAACAAACAAAUUUAUUGACUUGUCUAUUGCUGAAGGAAUUAUUUUUGAAAAACGUAUGAAUUAUAAACAAGUUUCACAUAAUGAAGUUUUCAUGAAAGAAAAAUCUCUUUUAUUAGUUUCAGGUAUAGCUGGUAUUGGAAAAUCUUGGUUACUUAAAAAAUGCUUGAUUGAUUGGUCUACUAAUCUUAUUUGGAAAAAAGUUGAUUUUGUUUUUUAUUUUGAAUACAGACUGCUUAAUAAGUAUCAAUGUAUUUCUAAUAUAAAUGAAUUACUUGUUGUUUUUUACAAAGAUUUUGUAAAAUUUGUAGAUAUCAAUAUUCAUAGCAUAAUAUUUGUAAUUGAUGGUUUAGAUGAGUUUAAAUAUUUUGACGACUUAAUAAAUUACAGUUCUUUUUCACAAUACCCAAUUGUCAAUGCUCUAUCAGAAAUUCACAAUUAUAAAUGUGUGAUAGCUGGAAGAGUUUAUGCUGUAGAUCAAUACCGAAAUGUUUGUCAAAUGUCCAAAAUGCAAAACAAUAAGUUAACAAUACAAAUAAUGGGUUUUAAUCAAAAUAGUAUAUAUAAUUAUAUAGAAAAAAAUAUAGUUGUUAAAAAUAAAAUUGUAAAAACAUUUUUCAAAAACUUUUCUCCAGUUGCAAAUGCGAUGACAUCUAUUCCAUUUUUUUUAUCCUCAAUGUGUAAAAUUGUUGAAUCAAAACAAUGUAACCUUUCAUUAUUAACAAUAACAUAUUUAUGUACAGGAAUAUUUUUUUACUUUUAUCAAAAACAUAUUAUGAAAACUGAGAUUCCAGUUGAUGAGAUAAUGGAAAAUGAUGAACAUAAGAAAUAUAUUUUGAAUAUUUGUAAAAUUGCAUAUGAAUCAUUUGUCAGAAGUAAAGUAGUUUUUUCCAGAAAAGAAAUUCAAACUUUUAUCAGUGACUUUGAUAAAGUUGAACAUAAACUAUUUGGAUUUAUUGAAAGGAUUGAAACAGAUCUAGGUUUUCAUUAUCAAUUUGUGCAUUCAGCAAUAAUGGAGUUUUGUGCAUCUGUAUAUGCAUAUAAUUGUUUAAGUAGCGAAGAGAUUAUGGCCACUGAAAAGCUGGAGAGUUGUUUAUCAAUGAUUUGUGGAUUAACUAACAAAAGCCAAAAUAGUUUAAUAAAGUUUCUUGUUAACCUGAAUCCUUCGAAAAAACCUUAUGAUGAUUUUUUGCUUCCAGUUUUAGAUUAUUUACGUAAAAGUUAUAAUGAAAACGAAUCUUUAAACAAAAAAUUUCAUUACAAUAAUUUAUUCAUUGAAUGUUUUUUUGAAAGUCAAUCAUCAUUUACUGAUGAAAUCAAAUCAAUUGUCGAUAGUCGACAGUGGGAGAUUUGGAUUGACGGUUGGAGAACAUUCUACAAGACUUCUUGCGAUAGUUAUUUUGUAAAUCAUUUCAUAAAUUCUGGAAGAAAGUUAUCAAAGUUAUUUGUUGAUAAAAAUGUUUUAAGUGAUGAAGAAAAAAAUCUUUUAAUUCAAUGUUCAACAAAUGUUCGCUGUGUCAUCUUUUAUCGAAUGAUUAAGUUUGAAGGUUGGAAACCAAAAGAUAAGAUUGUAGAGUUGUGGAUACAAAUCUCAAAUUAUUUAAUAACGAAAAUAGGUUUUAAAGAAAAUUUUCUUCCGUGGAUUAAUAUUUGUGAAGAAUUAUAUCUUGAAGUUCACGACGAAAUUGAUUUUAUUGAAGAUAUCUAUGAAUGGAUUUAUUAUUCAAAUAUCAAGAAGUUGUGCAUCAAGUACCGUGGAAAAGAUUUUCGUAACGAUGAAUUAAAAAAUUUUAUAUCACGGAAAAAGUGUUUAAUAUCUUAAAUAAUAAUAAUAAUAAUAAUAUUAUAGAAAUAAUAUUAACAAUAGUUUUAAAUAACGAGUAAAAUAUUUC
This is a messenger RNA of Hydra vulgaris (swiftwater hydra), 5669 nucleotides long. RefSeq lists its product as uncharacterized. Gene Ontology annotation, molecular function: protein binding. The record is from RefSeq and is a predicted model, not a curated record. NCBI's taxonomy places the organism in Eukaryota, Metazoa, Cnidaria, Hydrozoa, Anthoathecata, Hydridae. Gene Ontology annotation, cellular component: cytoplasm. Gene Ontology annotation, biological process: signal transduction.